AUGAGCUCGAAAGGUGAAGAGGCGAAGUCGGAUAGGGGAACAGAGAUAAAAGAGGAAAACAAGCCAAGAAGUGAGACGGAUUCCUCUUCAAAGAAGAAAACCAGUCCUUUUUUAUCAUCUGAGAUGAAGAGUGAUGUUUCUGACGUAGAAACAAAAUCAUUUGCCAAUAAGCAACAAGAUUUUGCAGACAACAUUUUGAAAGAGAAGUCUAUUUUUAAUGCAGUUGGAAAGCUGUAUUUUUUCAGCAAUAAAACAAGCAAAUUGGAGACGAGGGGCGAGGGCGAGUUUUACAUUUUCAAGGAUAAAGCAGAGAUGUACAGACUAAUGAUGAUACGUGAUCAGUUCAAGCUUAAGGGAUGCAAUCAUUAUAUUCUUCCAAACUGUCCAUUAACAAGACCGACACAAACUAAAAAUAGCUGGAUCUGGACGGCAUUGCAGGACAAGAGUGAUGCAGAAAAGAACGAAGAGAAAACGCUUUAUUUUGCCACAUUUAGAGAUGAAGACAUUUCAAAGCUAUUUGAGGAAAAAUACAAUCAAGCCAAAGAAGAAAAUUUAAAAGCAUUAGAAUUAAGGAAGAACACAGGAAAAAGUAAAGCCAAAACGAAUUACAUAACAGAAAGAGAAAAUGACGAAGCAGUCGAGGCUGAGAAAUAA
Vittaforma corneae ATCC 50505 is the source of this 654-nucleotide messenger RNA. RefSeq lists its product as uncharacterized. Gene Ontology annotation, biological process: intracellular transport. Bases 1 to 654 code for a protein of 217 amino acids. The transcript has a single exon. Lineage: Eukaryota; Fungi; Microsporidia; Nosematidae. The record is from RefSeq and is a predicted model, not a curated record.